AUGCAUGUCGACGGACGACCACCGCAAGACUCGAUGAAGUCGACCUGGCGAACAGACAAGAGGCAGUGGGGAUUCUACCACAAGUUCUUGAACGCCGUCGAUGCCUUUCAUGUAUUCCCAGACCAAGAGGUCCCCGUCCACGCGAAGACGGACAAGAUGCCAUAUCUCACUGAAUGGUCGGUCUCUUUGUCUCCAUUCAACACCUUUCUUCUGACGCCGGACUGACGCGAGAGCCAAGGUCAUGCCAUCGAUACAUCCUCCUUCGAGCCCUGUGGCCCAUUGCACUUCAAUACCUGUACAUCUCCUUGACGGGUUGGAAGCUGCAUCCCGUCGCCGCAUUCUUCCUGUACACUGCCGCGAUGCAGAUCAAUUCCGUCCAUGAGGUCCGCAUCCUGCGCCGCUUGGCACACCGAUAUGGCUUCUUGGAUGGCGAUAAGCAUGCCAGAGACGAGGUCCCAGACGUUGGUGUAAGUCGCUCGUGUCCAGAUCUGCACACUGUACCGCAAGGUACUGACACACUUCUCCCACCCACAGGUCGGCAAAGUGUGGGCAUCGGUCCAGUUGACGACCACGAUCCGCCCCAUGUUCACAAUCUUCCUCGCGUACCGCUCCAACCAACCUUUCUCGCUCAGCUGGUGGCUCCCGCUCGAGCUCGGCCUGUACUCCAUCGUGCUCGACCUCUUCUUCUACACCUACCAUCGCUUAUGCCACGAGUUCGACGGGCUCUGGAAAUACCACAGGUUCGUCGCAGAUGUGAAGACAAGCUUAGAGAUGCAGCUUUUUGACACUUCGAACAGGACCCAUCACCUGACCAAACAUCCCACUCCGCUACUUUCAUCGUACGCCGACGAAGAGCAAGAAGUGUUGGAAAUCGCCCUCAUCCCGCUCCUCACAUACGCAACGUUGAAGUACGCCCUCGGGCUGCCCAUGGUUCGUGUUUCCCCUUGGCUGCGUUCUUUUGUCUUGCGCCCGACCCGCCACUGACCAUGAUGACACAGGGCUUCCACGACUGGUGGAUCUGCCACGAGUACAUCAUCUUCUCCGAAGCCUUCGGCCACAGCGGCCUGCGCGUGUACUCCACCAGCCCGAGCGCGGCCUCCUGGCUGCUGAAGUUCUUCCGAUGCGAACUCGUAGUGGAAGACCACGAUCUCCACCACCGCAAGGGCUGGCGCAAGAGCCACAACUAUGGCAAGCAGACCCGAUUGUGGGAUCGGAUCUUCGGCACUUGUGGAGAUCGGAUCGAGGCGGUCGACAGUAAUGUCGAUUAUGAGAAUUCGUUUAACAUGCCGUUGUGGUAG
Lecanosticta acicola is the source of this 1298-nucleotide messenger RNA. The record is from the annotation of a GenBank genome assembly. NCBI's taxonomy places the organism in Eukaryota, Fungi, Ascomycota, Dothideomycetes, Mycosphaerellales, Mycosphaerellaceae.